This is a messenger RNA of Chara braunii, 3514 nucleotides long. The record is from the annotation of a GenBank genome assembly. NCBI's taxonomy places the organism in Eukaryota, Viridiplantae, Streptophyta, Charophyceae, Charales, Characeae.
AGGUAAUCUACACGACUUGGAUGUUCAGACAAAUAGGAAGAUCUACUGGGAUCGUAGGAUUGUGAGGACGCUGAAAAUGUCUGAUCAUGGGGCUUAGCAACGGCCACAGGUGGAAGUUGUGAUGAAGGUCGAAGGUCAACAGCCUUCAACCUCCACUCCUCCUUCUCCACCUCUGACUGCUACUCAGCAGGAAAAGAAGGAGCUGCAAGAACAACUGCGGUGGCAACAGGACCGUCUUGCAGAAUUGGAACGUCAGGAGGCAACUGAGCUAGAGGCUGCAACAGAUAAUUCCAGAAGGGACUAUCUGUUGCAGCAGCUGGACAAGGUGCUCACAGAUGACCGUUGUGCACAGGUGACUAAACACCUUGCAGAGACUAUCAUCCUGGAGCACAAGAUCACCAGUUUCUAUUUUACGAACUGGGAUGACCGCUUUGAGCGUUUGGAGCGUCGGGUUGACGACCUGGCAGCUCAGCAGUCCAAGAUUCUGGACGCGAUUCAGAACUUGACUGCUCAGCUGUCAACCGCCAAGCUGAUUGCCCCUCAGCUCCCUCUGCUGAAACCCAAACCUUCUCCUCCUUCUCGUCCUUCAACCCCCCCUGGUUCAGCACAUUAUUCCCGGUCACCAUCUCAUUCCCAAAAGGCCGCAGGCAAGGCCACCUAUGCGGCUGUUACUGCAGGAGACCAAAGAGGUCCCAAGAUCCCUCCUCCCAACAAGUUUAGGGGUGAUGACCCCAAGACCGAUGUUGGGGACUGGGCUGCUGGGACCAAAGCCUACUUGAGGGGCUUUGUCUGUGCAGAGCAGACCAAGGCGGGGACUGUUCUGGGACUGCUGGAGGGACCCGCUCUGAAGUGGGCCACCUCAACCUCCAGCAGUCUGCAGCAGUCCAUGGAGGACUGGACUUUUGGGCUUGGGGUGGACAGACUUCUGCAGACCCUGGAGGACCGAUUUGCAGACAAGGAGCGGGCCAGCAAGGCUGCUGACAGGAUUGCUCGCCUAGGACAGCAGCGGUACAGCGGUACCCUGCAGACCUUGUUUACUGAGUUCAAGCAACUUACCUCCACCCCUGGGUUGGUCAUGUCCAGAGAUGAUCUGCUGACCAACUUCUGCAGGGCAGCGCCUGAGAAGUUUGUUGUUGCUUUGUAUAGCGCUGGGCACAAGGACUGGAGGUCCUUUGGCCGUGCAGCGCUGGACAUGGAGGCAAAGCUUCAUGUCCAGGCCCCAUCCUCGGACAGGAGGAAAGUUUCCAGUGUUGCACCUUCAUCUACUCAGGUAGAUGAAUCUGCAGCUGUUUCAAUUGAGACUGUAGGUGACAAUGUUUGUUUGGGGACUGCGCGGGCAACAUCCUUUUGCUAUGAGGAUCCUGACCCGGAUCAGGACCCGGGGCAGGAUGAGCUUCAGUCACUUGCAACCUUCUUCCUUCACCUGAAGGAACAGAAGAAGCGCAAGUCUGAUCUCAUCAUGCUUCGACCCCUGAUCAACCGCAUCAGGAUCACUGGGUUCUUGGACUGUGGAGCUACCAGGAACUUCAUAUCUCCCAGUGCAGUUAAAAAGCUGCAUCUGCGCAUGAAAGUACAACAGCUGCAGCAACCGCUGCUAGUGAGGAUUGACGACUCUACAGUACCGAGCAUCAGGGAGAAGGUCCAGGGUAUCCCUGUGACCUUCGACAGUGCUGGAGAAGUCAGACAUAGUCUGAACUUCUACAUCUUCCCUGAGCUACCCUUUGACUUGGUGUUCUCCAUGCAGUGGCUGAAGGCAGUCAACCCAAGGAUCGACUGGCAGAUCCCAAAGGUUGAGCUACCUAAUAGCCAGGGGGUGUAUCAGCCAUGCAUGAUUGCUGCUGAUCACCACCUUAAGACAUCUUGCUACUGCCUGAGAGCGAGAGAGUUUCAUGAUCUCUCACGCCGGUAUCACCACGAGCGUCUGUUUAUUGCUUUGGUCAAGCAAACACAUGCUCCCCCUGUUUCCUGUCCUCCUGAGAUACAACAGGUGGUAGAUCAGUAUGCUGAUCUGACGAAGGAGCCCUUUGGGUUACCCAACUGGCCAACCAAGCAUCACAUCGAGCUGCUGCCUGGAGCGGUCCCUCCUAAGGGCCGCAUCUACAAGAUGUUCCCUGCUGAGCUAGAGGAGCCCAGAAAGCAGCUUGAGACCCUGACCAGCAAGGGAUGGAUCAGACGCAACACUUCUGAAUUCGGUGCACCUGUUCUCUUUAUGCCCAAAGGGAACGGCGAGUUCAGAAUGUGCAUUGACUAUAGGGGUCUCAACAAGAUCACUGGGAAGAGUACUGAGCCACUUCCUAGGAUUGAUGACCUCCUGGACAUGGUGCAGGGCUGCACAGUGUUCAGCAAAGUCGACCUCAAAUCUGGCUACCACCAGAUUGAGAUGGCAGAGGAGGAUGUCUACAAGAUAGCCUUCAAGACCAGGUAUGGGAUUUAUGAGUUCCUGGUUAUGCCAUUCAGACUUUGCAACGCCCCAGGCACCUUCCAGACAGAGAUGUACCGCAUCUUCAGGCCUUACCUGGACAAGUUUAUGGUUGUCUACCUGGAUGACAUCCUGGUAUUCAGCAAAACCGCCAGGGAACAUGUGGAGCACUUGGCUCUGGUCCUUCAGUCGUUACGUGACAGCCUGUACAAGAUCAACAGAGAGAAAUCCUCUUUUGGAGUUCCCUCUGUAAUCUAUCUGGGUCAUGUAAUCUCUGGAGAUGGCCCGACUCCUGAAGCAGCCAAAAUUGCUGCUAUUCAGGAGUGGCCUCAGCCACAGACAGUGAGGGAUGUCAGGUCCUUCAUGGGUCUAGCCUCGUACUACAGAAAGUUUGUCAGGAACUUUUCUGCAGUGGCUGCAUCCCUGACCAACCUAACAAAGAAAGAUACUCCCUUUCUUUGGUCCCUUCCCUGUCAGUUGGCCUUCAUACGACUCAAGAAGGCCUUGACUCGUGCGCCCAUGCUGAAGUUACCUGACCCCACUUUGCCAUUCAUCCUGACCACUGACGCCAGUCAGUAUGGCAUUGGGGCAGUUCUUCAGCAGGAUGAUGGGAAUGGUCUACGACCUGUAGAGUUUAUGAGUAAGAAGAUCAAGACUCAAAAGCUCCAGGACUCCACCUACGAGAAAGAGCUAUACGCUCUUGUCUGUGCCCUGAAACACUGGAAACACUUUCUCCUGGGAAGACACUUCAAGAUCUUCUCAAAUCACUCCACCCUUCAGUGGAUGAAGUCCCAGGGAAAGUUGAAUGAUAAGUUGGCACGAUAUAUUCAGUUCAUUGACAUGUUUGACUUUGAACUGAAGCAUAAGAAGGGCUGCUACAACAAGGUAGCAGAUGCCCUCUCUCGUAGGCCUGACUCUUUUGCGCCGAUCUCCUCUACUCACUCCUUUGGAGAGGAGACCCGUCAGACCAUUGCUCGUCUACUGCCUCAGGAUGAGACUUUCGGACCCAUUGUCAGGAGUCUGCAAGCGGAUCCUAACUCUGAACCAGGAUAGGCUCUGAGUUCAGACCUGCUGUAUACCUACAGUUGAGGUGAG